This is a messenger RNA of Colletotrichum godetiae, 489 nucleotides long. RefSeq lists its product as uncharacterized. The record is from RefSeq and is a predicted model, not a curated record. The transcript has a single exon. Bases 1 to 489 code for a protein of 162 amino acids. NCBI's taxonomy places the organism in Eukaryota, Fungi, Ascomycota, Sordariomycetes, Glomerellales, Glomerellaceae.
AUGGGUCUAGCCGAAACGAGCGAGACAAGCGAGGCAAGCAUGUCCCAAAGGCGCUCCUCCUCCUUCAGGCAGCAGCAUUUCCAGCCAGCCAGCAAUCGGCAGGAGCGACACAGCAGCCAGCAGCCAGUAGCCCGCGCGCACCUUCCGUCGCAAGCGCAGCGCAUCGCAAUUGAAUGUCGCACAUUUUCACACAACUGGCGGGGCCUCAAUUCCUCGUCUCAUCAAAGAUCCACAGCCAGUAUCCGUAUCACCAACAUCCAAUUGCCAUCUCUAACCCCGUGUCACGUCCACCACUGCAAGCCACAAUUCGAACCAGUCUCCGCCUCUCAGUAUUCUCACUUGCUGUCCGUCCUGAGCGGGCACGGCAGGGCCUCUGCUAGUUCGAGUCCAACCAUUGUCGUGCCCACAGCCGCGCCCCGUCCGUACCUUACGGUGGACGGAUACCUGAUGGAUUAUCGACAGGAAAGGGUAAAGACCGUCCGUCCCUAA